Messenger RNA from Owenia fusiformis, 4868 nucleotides. The record is from the annotation of a GenBank genome assembly. Lineage: Eukaryota; Metazoa; Annelida; Polychaeta; Sabellida; Oweniidae.
UUCAUCCAUGAUAUAUAGACCUCUAUGAAUUGGCUAAACAACAUCAAACAAUCAAGUCAUGAAUCUACAACUCAUCACUCAGGAGGCCACCUGGAGAAACAAAGCAAAUUUGCAGUAAGAACUGAUUUGUAAUGAGAGCUGAAUGGAAUGCGGUGAGAACUCAUUGAAAUGCUAAGAGAUUUAAUUAAAAUGCACUGAAAACUGAGGCAAUGAGAACUGACUGAUGUGUUAUGAGAUCUGAUUAGAGUGCAACAUGAUCUGAUGGAAACCAGACUGAUUGAAGCUGAAUGUUAUUCAAAGCACUAAAACAUGAUGGAAAUGAACUAUGAGAAGCAGAGUCGAGGAGAACAUUCUGGAAGCAAUUCCACUAUCAUAGAUGACCAAAACAAUUUAGACAGCGAAGAAUAUGUUGAAGCUUAUGAUCCAAUAUUAGAUAUAAAACAGGAACCACCUGAAGGGGAUGACUAUGGAGAACCUGGUGAGAACAGCAUGAAUUAUGACAAUGAUCCAUCCAUCCAAUCAUCUGAAAUGGAUGAAUAUGUUGAAACAGCUGAAGAUAAUUUAAAUUAUGAAAAUGAUCCAUCCAUCCAACCAUCUGAAAUUGAUGAAUAUAAUGAACCAGGUGAAGAUAGUGUAAAUUAUGAAAAUGAUCCACCCAUCCAACCAUCUGAAAUUGAUGAAUAUGUUGAAAGGGGUGAAGAUAAUUUAAAUUAUGAAAAUGAUCCAUCCAUCCAACCAUCUGAAAUUGAUGAAUAUAAUGAACCAGGUGAAGAUAGUGUAAAUUAUGAAAAUGAUCCACCCAUCCAACCAUCUGAAAUGGAUGAAUAUGUUGAAAGGGGUGAAGAUUGUGUAAGUUAUGGUAAUGAUGAUAGUGCUUUUCAUAUAAGGCAGAAACCUGAUACAUUUGAUAUAAAGCAGGAAUAUGAUACAUUUGAUAUAAAGCAAGAACCUAAUGAUUACACAGAAUAUGAUGAUACUAUUUGUGAUAGUAACGCAACAGAACCUUUGUACUCUAAUGUCACUGAUUACACUGAAGAGCUCAACAACUUAAAUUAUCUCAAAAAUGAAGGACAAGAAUAUGAUCGAGGACUUGAUUAUAAAAACAUUUAUGCUGCUAUCCCUAUUAAAACCAUAACGGAAGACAAUUUCAAGCAUGAGACAGGUUAUUCCAAUGUAACAAGUGAGGCUUUUGAGAUGAGAGAUCCUUAUGCACCUAAGAGAGAAGAAGAGUUGAAUAAUUUAGAGAUUAACAUUGACAUUAAACAGGAACCCGGUUCAAGUGAGGAGCUUGACAGAAUACAAGGUUUAUUCGGUUGUCAGUAUUGUCAAGCGAGUUUUCACACUAGUCAAGAUUCAAAUGAACAUGAGCUUCUACAUACUCACUACAGAGGGAGGAAGCUGACACAUCAGUGUUCUUAUUGCUGUAAAUAUUUUCCAACUGAAGGCAAACUUCAGGAACAUGAACGAAAACAUACUGGGGAGAAACCCUUUAAAUGUAAUUUUUGUGAUAAAUAUCUUAGUACUAAAGGCUCCCUUAAGGCCCAUGUGAGGCUUCAUACUGGUGAAAAUUUGUUCAAGUGUUCAUAUUGUGAGAGAUGUCUAACUAGUGAGAGUAAAUUAAUACAACAUGAAAGAAUACAUACUGGAGAGAAGCCAUAUAAAUGUAAAUACUGUGGUAGAAAUAUGGGCACAAAAAGUAGUUUAAAUGCACAUGAAAAGAUGCACACUGGAGAAAAUGUGCUAAAAUGUCAAUUUUGUGACAAAACAGCUACCAGUAGAAGUAAACUUUUAGAGCAUGAACGAUUACAUACUAAGGAGAAGCCAUUUAUUUGUGAUAUUUGUGGUUUAAGUUUUACAUAUGCCAAUGUUCUCAAAGAACACGAAUUGAGACAUACUGGUAAGAAACCAUUUCAGUGUACGUAUUGUGAUAAGACAUUCAGUACAAAGCAUAAGCUUAAUGAGCAUACAACAACACACACAAGUGAACUUGCUUUUAAAUGUAGAUAUUGCGAGGAAUUGUUCAUGAGCAGGAAUAAGCGUACUGAACAUGAGCGGGUACAUACAGGUGUUAGGCCCUUUAAAUGCCGACAUUGUGAUGAAACAUUUAUAUCAUCUACUACUCGUAAACUACAUGAAUUUGUCCACACUGGGAUGAACUUCCAGUGUAAGACAUGUGGCAAAUCUUGCAUAUCUGAGCUGGCUCUGACAAAACAUGAGAAAAACCACAUAAGUACUCCAGAGCAAGACAUUGACACAAUACCACAAAAUGAAAAUGUAACCCAAAAGUUUGUCUUUAAUGAACAAAUUGAGAAUAUGGAACAUGUUGAGAACAAAACUCAGUCAGAUAACUUUAACAUCCCGAUUACCCCUGGGAUUUUUAGUCAAGCCACCAAUAAUAUAUUGAAGUGUAAAUUCUGUUCUAUAUAUUUCACAGAUGCUAAUGCGUUAAAGGAACAUGAAGCUACACAUAUAACUGAGGAUAAACCGUAUAGAUGCCCUUACUGCCAGAAACGCUUCACAUCAGCGAGCAAUUGUAAAGCCCAUCAGAAAAUCCACACAGCUGAAAAAUCAUAUAAGUGUAAAAUAUGUGAUCGCAGUUUUAUUCAAGCUAACUAUCUUAGGAAACACGAGAAGAUUCAUAGUGGACAGAAACCUUUUAAAUGUGAUGUGUGCAAUAAGUCUUUUACGCAAGCGUCAAAUUUAAAGAUUCAUUCUAGGAUCCAUACAGGAGUAAUGCCAUUUAAGUGUCAGUAUUGUGAGAAAGAGUUCAGACAAAAAGGUAACUUAAAGGAACAUGAAAUGGUGCAUACUGGAUUAAAACCAUUCAGUUGUAAAUAUUGCAUUAGAAGUUUUACAACAAGAAAAAGGCUCAUUGGUCAUGAACGGUUGCAUACUGGUGAGAAGCCAUUUAAAUGUAAGUACUGCAGUAAGACUUUCACAAUGUCCUUUUAUUUAUCACUUCAUGAACGACGGCAUAAAGAUAACAAGCAAUUUAAAUGUAGAUUUUGUGACAAGAGUUUUAUAUGGGCCUGUCAUUGGAGGGUUCACAUGAGGAAACACACUGGGUUGAAACCUUACAGAUGUCAAUAUUGCGAUAAAUGUUUUGCAUCAAAAAGUGGCUUUAGAGAUCAUGAAAUCCAGCACACUGGUAAGAAUCCAUUUCCUUGUCAAUAUUGUGAUAAAAGUUUUAGACAGGCAAGUAUUUUGAAACUUCAUGAAAGGAUUCAUACUGGGGAAGCGCCAUUUAAAUGUAACUUUUGCGGAAAGGGUUUCACCCAAGCUGGAAACUGUAGACUUCAUGAGAGAAUUCACACUGGGGAAAAACCCUUUAAGUGUAGUUUAUGUGAAAGAUAUUUUACUAACAAAGCUAGUGCAAAAGAUCAUGAAAAAAUGCACACAGAUUUAAGACAUUUUAAAUGCAGAUACUGCAAUGAUGCCUUUAAUUCUAAACAAACUUUGAAAGCUCAUGAAAUGCAGCAUACAGGUGAACCUGAACUGAAAUGUUCUUUCUGUGAGAAAACAUUUUUGUGGAUGUGUCAUUUAAAGACACAUGAGAGAGUUCAUACUGGUGAGAAGCCAUUCAAAUGUCAAUUCUGCGAAAAAUGUUUUUCUUGUAGAACAGGGUUGCGAAAUCAUGAGAGAACACAUAGUAAAAUAAAACCUUUCAAAUGCCAAUACUGUGAAAAAACAUUUAUCAAUCGUGCUGGGGUCAAAAUUCAUGAACGAACGCAUACUGGAGAAACACCCUUUAAAUGCCAAUAUUGUGAGAGACGUUUUUCACAGAGGGGUAACUUAAGAGAACAUGAGAGAAAGCAUACUGGGGAGAGACCAUUUAAAUGUCAGUAUUGUGCAAAAACGUUUGGCUCUCAGAGUUCUGCCAGAGAACAUGUAAUGAUUCACACUGGCGAGAAAAAAUUCAAGUGCCAAUAUUGUGAUAAACCAUUCAUAAGAUCGAAUGAUGUCAGAAAACAUGAACGAAAGCAUACGGGAGAAAAGCCAUAUACCUGUUUGAUAUGUGACAAAUCUUUUGCGCAAUCAACCAAUUUAAAAACCCAUGAACGCACUCAUGCACAUGCUGCUCGUAAUGCCCAAUUAAAAUCCCUUGAAGGCAUUCAAAUAGCACAGUUCAGUCCAUUGAAGAGUAGCAAUGAUCAAUUACAAGAUGGCGGAAACAACAUCUCAGAGUAGAUGAAGUAAGCCAAUUUUUUGAUGAUUUAUUAAUGAAUUAUCAACAGAUUACCUCCAAUAUAUUUUUAAUGGUUGAUGAAGUUUAGCAAAAAUGAAUGAUAUCGCUAAUUUGUAUUUAUCCAGAAAUAAGUAAUUACUUGCAUGAUUAUAUUGAUUUUUGUCUUUUUGUCUGAAAUGAAUAAUAUUGUUGAUAUUAACCUGUUAAAGUACAUGUAUUAUGUAUAUGAUUAUGUUGACUGUUGUGCAACUUAAUAAAGAUAAAUGCUUCAUAAUACAUUCUUCUGUAUUUCGAGUAUGUACACUGUAUGUAAAAUCAAUGAUCUGCAACCUAAAUAACUAAUGCGGUUAAAUCAAAAUGAUCAGGUUGUAAACGUGAACCUUUUCUCCCUGUUUUAACUUCCCGUUUAUUGAUCCUUUUCAUAAAUACGGACUGGCAGAGUAAAAUAGUUUUAAUUUAAGUACAUGUAAAAUUCAUGAAAUUUAGUGCAAAACUUCCGAGGUUACUUCUACAUGGGUGCUUACCAGACCUCAACAAAAUGUGAGCAUUUGAUGAUUCACAUUAGGGCUGAACAUACCGCCAUGCACGCUUUCUAAUGCAGUACCCUGAAGAUAUUGCUGAGCAGCUUCACCGUAUCAUGGGAUCUGAUUAAAACCCAUACUCUAAUCAUUUUUUUUAUCUU